Gambusia affinis (western mosquitofish) is the source of this 5045-nucleotide messenger RNA. It is a transcript of the gene ephx1, whose product is annotated as epoxide hydrolase 1, microsomal (xenobiotic). Gene Ontology annotation, molecular function: epoxide hydrolase activity. Lineage: Eukaryota; Metazoa; Chordata; Actinopteri; Cyprinodontiformes; Poeciliidae. Gene Ontology annotation, biological process: epoxide metabolic process. The coding region runs from base 268 to 1644 and encodes 458 amino acids. The transcript is spliced from 9 exons. The record is from RefSeq and is a predicted model, not a curated record.
ACAUGUCCCAUCAUCCUCUUCUCAAGCGCAGCUUCCAAGAGGAAAAACUCCUGCGUGUUUCCCCCUCAGUUCGUGCUCAGUGCGAUUUUUACUGUGUGGACAAUGUGACUGAAUGUGAGAAAGUUCUGAUGUAAAGAUCUGUGCAGGAAGAAGGGAAAGCGGCAGAGUUUGGGAAUAAAACGAGCAUAGUAGCGACACCGUCCGUCCACCGUGUCCCGUCUGCUUGUGAACCUUCCUCCUGCUGGUCUGUGGGACUUCAGAAGCAUAAUGUUCACAGCACUGCUGGUUGCCAUGGUGAUCGGAGGAUUGAUUAUCUUCCUGGUUCAGAGGCGCAAGAACCAGGUUCUGAAGACCGAGGAUGGCUGGUGGGGGGCUGGAGCGCCCCCUGAUGGUGAGGAAGACCUCACCAUCCGGUCUUUUAAAGUAACCACCAGUGAUGAGGAGCUGGAGGAUCUGUACAGGAGGAUGGACCAGACCCGUCCUGUUCCCUCGCUGGAGGACAGCCAGUUUCACUACGGCUUCAACUCCCACUACCUUCAGCAGGUGGUCUCUUACUGGAGAAAUGACUUUGACUGGAGGAAACAAGUGGACAAACUGAACCAGUACCCACAUUUUAAAACCAACAUUGAAGGCAUUGACGUUCAUUACGUGCACGUAAAGCCCAAGACGGUGCCUGAAGGGACAAAAGCCAUUCCCCUCAUAAUGGUCCAUGGCUGGCCCGGCUCAUUCUAUGAGUUCUAUGGGAUGAUCCCCAUGUUAACAGAGCCUUCGGAUCCCGGUCAGCUUGUGUUUGAGGUGGUGUGUCCGUCCAUUCCAGGCUACGGCUUUUCUGAAGCACCACGGAAGAAAGGUUUCGAUUCCAUUUGUGCUGCACGCAUCUUCCACAAGCUGAUGAAGCGUCUCGGUUUCCAGCAGUUCUAUGCUCAUGGAGGAGACUGGGGCUGGCUGGUCACCACUAACAUGGCUCUGCUGGAGCCCAAAACUGUUAGAGGUCUGCACGUGAACUUUGCUCCGCCCUCCAAGCUGGGGCUGCUCGUGACUUUGUCCAUCAUCCUCGGCCGCCACUUCCCUAAGCUGUUCGGAUUCACCGAAACAGACGUAGAGCGACUCUACCCCUGCAUGGAGAAGCUGGUGUUGGAAUCCAUCAAAGAGUCCGGCUACAUGCACAUCCAGGCGACCAAACCAGAUACAGCUGGUCGUGGGCUGAAUGACUCUCCUGUCGGUCUGGCUGCCUACAUUCUGGAGAAGUUUUCCACUUGGACAGAUCAUGACUUCAGGAACCUGGAAGACGGAGGACUCACCAGGAAGUUCUCUCUGGAUGACCUGCUCACCAACAUUAUGAUCUACUGGACUUCAGGCUGCAUCGUUUCCUCAAUGAGGUUCUAUAAGGAAAACUUUGGUAAAGGUCUGGACGUGCCCCAUGCUAAGAUGCCGGUCUUUGUUCCCACGGGCUUCGCCUGCUUCCCCAACGAGCUGAUGCAUACGCCUAAGCUUUGGGUCAAACAGAAGUACCACAACCUCGUCAGCUUUUCUCCCAUGCAGCGCGGCGGCCAUUUUGCUGCCAUGGAGGAGCCCCGGCUGAUGGCGGAGGACAUCCAGCAGUUCGCAAGAUCAGUGGAGGAGAUGAAGAAGAAGAAGGAGUAGAAGAUUGAUGGAUAAGAUGCCAAAUGUUUUCUCCUGCAUUUAGCCAAUAGAGGAGGUGAUUUCUUUUUUUUUCUUAGUGGAAUUUUAGUGGAUUAUAAUAACACAUAUUUGGGGCAUGCAAUAUUCAAAUACCCACACACAUCACACACCUAGCUGUCAGAUGAAAGCAGCUAAAUAACUAGAGGCAACAUAUUACAGUUAAUUAUUGUGGGGUACCCCAAGGUUCAAUCCUAGGACCCCUCUUAUUCAAUAUCUAUAUGCUCCCACUAGCUCAGGUUAUAACAGGAAAUAAUAUUAGCUACCAUAACUAUGCAGAUGACACACAGCUCUACAUUAUGAUGUCAGCAGGUGACUCAGAACCCAUCCAAUCACUGAACAGAUGCUUAGAACAGAUAAAUGUGUGGAUGUGCCAAAACUUCCUCCAGCUGAACAAAAACAAAACUGAAGUUAUUAUUUUUGGACCUAAAGAGGAACAAUCUAGAGUCAGUGCACAGCUUCAGUUAUUACAACUAAAAACCAGCGAUCAGGCCCAAAACCUGGGAGUAGUGAGGGACUCUGACCUGAACAUAAAAACAGUUACAAAGUCGGCCUUCUAUCACCUGAAGAACAUUUCCAGGAUUAAAGGACUAAUGUCUCAGCUAGAUCUAGAGAAACUCAUCCAUGCAUUUAUCUUCAGUCGUAUUAAUUAUUGUAACGGCGUCUUCACAGGUCUGUCCAGCAAAUCAAACAGCUGCAGCUGAUCCAGAAUGCUGCUGCUCGCGUUCUCACUAAAACCAGGAAGAUAGAGCACAUAACACCAGUUUUAAAGUCCCUCCAUUGGCUCCCUGUCGCUCAAAGAAUAGACUUUAAAAUACUGUUGUUAGUUUAUAAAUCACUGAAUGGUUUGGCACCACAAUAUAUUAAAGAUCUGCUGCUGUUGUAUCAACUUUCCAGAACCUCUCAGGUCUUCUGGUUCUGGUCUGCUCUGCAUCCCCAGAACCAAACGAGGAGAAGCAGCAUUUAGCAUCUAUGCACCAAAAAUCUGGAACAAACUUCCAGAAAACUGUAAAACAGCUGAAACACUGACUUCCUUUAAAUCUCAACUAAAAACCCACUUGUUUAGAGUUGUAUUUGAAACGUAAUCAAUUGCAAAUUUAUUGACAGAAUCUGACUUGAUGUUGUGUUUUUAUUGUUGAUUCUAUUUUGCAUUGUGUUUUUGUGUUUGAUUUGAUGUAAAGCACUUUGAAAUGCCUUGCUGCUGAAAUGUGCUAUACAAAUAAAGUUUGAUUUGAUUGCAUAAAGCAUGUAUUUCAGAAAAAAUGUUACAUAAAUCAAAGACAAUCAAAUCAAAGUUUUCCUGUUCUCCUUCAAACACAGCGCAGUAAAACUGACUGCUUUUAGAGAUGGUUUGUGUUGGUAGUCCAACUGUUUUAUGAAUAUCUAGGCACUUCACUCACUACAGCCUGGAGUGUUGAAAAGAGUAGAGUGAACAGCUGCAGAUGGGAUGUCAGGGGGCAGCCAGUGUUAUUGUGUUGACAGCAUAGACAAGGUGCCAAGCAUUCCUCUGACUGAUAGCAGAAGUCCUCCACACUCAGCCCACAGCCGUGAUAACACUUGCUGACCAGUCAGGUUUAAUAUUCAGCCGUGUUGUCGUUUACACGCAUUUCGAUCUUCCUGGAGUUAAUUAGAAAAUAGGAGUGGCUCUUACUUUACUUUUGCUUUUUAUGAUUUGACCAGGAAUUAGUGACGUGAGUAAUUGAUUAAAUGGGCCGUAUUAUGCAAACUGUACUUUUUUUUAGCUUUACAUCAUGUUAUAGUGUUAUUCCCUUAUCAAACCAUAUUUGGAGUGUUACUUAGAUUCUUUCUUGCAUGUUUCAGAAAUAGUUUAGUCUCCAUGGCAACCAUUCAGCUGUGCAAAACGUCAUGUUGGCCCUAGCUCUGCCUUCGAGAUGCAACUCCUCCUCAGAGCUGCAGUUUCCACGUUUCCAUCUCACAGAGCAGCCACACGUUCCCCACUCAGCUCCUUCAGACCAGCCAGCAGCAAUUAGCAAACACCUGUUGAAACUCAUCUGAGUGAAGCGCUGGUAAAAAUGUUGUUAAAGGGCUAAUAGGGGAGGGUUGCUGUGAUGACUUCCGGAAGGCGGAGUUUCAGAAACAGCAGGAGGUUUUAAAGAAACAAAGGCCCAAUUUCAAGGCAUGAAAUAACAAAGUCAAAUUUCUGAAGUCACAUUUGAUAUAUGUAGCAUUUUCAUAACAACUGAAAGUGACAGUAUAUUUUUAUAGUACAAUCAAGUGACUAUGUGUCUGGAAAAUUCAUAAUACUGAAUGUUUAAUGAGUCAAACAGAAGUAGAUAGAUCUUAUCAAUCCACUAAUGAUUAAAUGAUAAGCGACCACUUUCUUAAAAACCUGAGUUUUUGAUUGUACCAAGAAGACCAACCAUCUUUGAAUAACAAGAAGGGCUAAACCUUUCAUAAUAAAUAAGCAAUUAAACUUUAACAUUAUUUGGUGUAAAAUGUAUUAAAUGCUGACUGAGUAAACUGUUUUUUGUUACUGUUCUGGAAUGGCCCUGCCAUCUUUAUUUCUGUCUCUGGCUUUGCUUAUGGAUGACCAGCAGCGCCCUCUGCUGGAUGGUGACCACAGCACAACCUCUAAGUGGACGUUAUUAGUUAACCAUUUAGCAGCAGUUUCAAUUGAUUAUCAGGAAUGUCUUAUUGAAAAAUAGUAUCUCUUCUACCAGAGAAUAUUCAUUGUGAUAAGUGAUAAAAAUCCCUGACAUAAAUUUACACAUAAACACAAUAAUCAUGAUUAAUUUUAUGUAGUUUAUCUAUGUAGUUUAUCACAGCAAAUGUCGACUCGAGACACUUUACCAAAAAAUAUUUUAAUUGAAUCAUACAUUCCAAUUGAUCCUAGUUAAAUAAUAUGAAGGUAUAAAUAAUCAUACAAUUAUUUCACAAUAAUUACUAUAUUUGCUGCACAGCACAUCUGCUGAGUUAUUCUUAUCUAUUGACAAGUCCAUUUCACAAUAGAUCUACAUGAUCUUUAAAGUAACAUAAGCUUGUAAUGGUAGAAGAUACAGUGAUGAAGUUUAGAGUUUGAUGAAGAUUUGGAUAUGCAAGUAUUGAUCACUUAUUGGAAACAGAAGAGUCUUACAUGAAGAUGGUGGAGACACUUUAUGUUGUUAAAUGACAUAUUUAGAUGAUUUACUUGAAAGUAAAUCAAGGCUUUUUUUUUGUUUUUCUUUAUCAAUGAAGAGUGCAAAAAGUUUCCAACAUCAGCAUUUUUUUACAGUAGAAAUAUAUUGGAAAUAUUCAGCAGAUGUUAAGAUGUGAGGUUUACUAUUUCAGUAGUUUUAUGCGAGUCUAACCCAGACUUUUAGCAAUGUGUUGUAUACCUUCAGAUAUAAUAAACUAACAGUGUAUUA